This is a messenger RNA of Pistacia vera, 2106 nucleotides long. Its product is annotated as probable protein phosphatase 2C 15. Bases 650 to 1933 code for a protein of 427 amino acids. Gene Ontology annotation, molecular function: protein serine/threonine phosphatase activity. The transcript has 9 exons. Gene Ontology annotation, biological process: protein dephosphorylation. NCBI's taxonomy places the organism in Eukaryota, Viridiplantae, Streptophyta, Magnoliopsida, Sapindales, Anacardiaceae. The record is from RefSeq and is a predicted model, not a curated record.
CAUAACCAAGACCAAAACCGAAAAAAAUUCAACAAAAUUUUUUUUUUUUUAAAAAAAAGAGCUGUCUUUUGAAGCAACCAAACAUUUCUUUCUGGGAUUUCCUUUCUCUUCAAAAAAAUCAAUUUUUUUUAUGGGCAAAGAUUCAAUCUUUGUUUAUUCUGUGAACUGGGUUUCUUCCAUUUUAUUUUAUAAUAUAUAAAUCCACGAAAGAUAUGGUAUUUUUCUUUUAAGUUAAUGGGUUUUACAGUUCAUAUCUUGUCACCAAAACGCGUUGCGUUUCCGUGUUGAUACUUCUACUUCUUCUCUCUUUUUUUUUAGCUGCAACGUGGAUACUGCUGUUUUUGUUGUUGUUGUUAGCAGAUCUGCAUUUUGGCUUUGGUCCAGACGCCACUCUGACAUUCUCGUUGAUCAAGUUGGGAACUUCAUUUAGGGUUGAUUUUGGGAAGUGAUUGUGUUUUACUUUGAAGUUUUGGAUCAAGUUUACGAAUUUUUGAGCAGAUUUUUUAGUAGAAAGACUUUGCAUUUUGAUUGAGUAGGACUGAGUUUGAUCUCAAGUUGCUGAGGUGUUGAGAAAUAAUAUGCUUGUGAGGCCAAGGGUUUGGUGAAUUUGAGGUCUUGGGCUGCAGCCAAAGACAUUAAAGUGGUAGAUAUGGCAUCUAGAGAAGGGAGGCGUCAUCACCACCACCAUGAUCUUGUGCCUCUUGCUGCUCUGAUCAGCAGAGAGAUGAAGAGUGAGAAGAUGGAGAAGCCGACUGUUAGAUAUGGGCAUGCGGCUCAGUCUAGGAAAGGAGAGGAUUAUUUCUUGAUUAAGACAGAUUGCCAAAGAGUACCUGGGAAUUCUUCAUCUACUUUCUCCGUAUUUGCGAUCUUUGAUGGGCACAAUGGGAAUGCUGCAGCAAUUUAUACGAGGGAGCAUUUGUUGAAUCAUGUGUUGGGUGCUAUUCCCCGUGGACUUGGGCGGGAUGAGUGGCUUCAGGCUUUACCUCGGGCAUUGGUUGCUGGAUUUGUGAAGACAGACAAGGAAUUUCAGAGCAGAGGAGAAACAUCUGGAACCACAGCAACGUUUGUCAUAGUUGACAGAUGGACUGUGACGGUUGCAUCUGUAGGAGACUCUCGUUGUAUAUUAGAUGCUCAAGGUGGUGCUGUUUCCACCUUAACUGUUGACCAUAGACUUGAAGAGAAUGUGGAAGAGAGAGAACGUGUAACUGCAAGUGGAGGUGAAGUUGGGAGGCUUAGCAUUGUUGGUGGUGCUGAGAUUGGUCCACUCCGUUGCUGGCCUGGUGGUCUGUGUCUUUCUAGGUCAAUUGGAGAUAUGGAUGUUGGAGAGUUUAUUGUACCAAUACCAUAUGUCAAACAAGUGAAGCUAUCAAAUGCAGGUGGGAGGCUCAUUAUUGCCUCUGAUGGAAUCUGGGAUGCCCUAUCCUCAGAAAUGGCUGCACAAUCUUGCCGUGGAUUGCCAGCUGAACUUGCUGCUAGACAAGUUGUGAAGGAAGCCUUAAGGACAAGGGGACUAAAAGAUGACACAACUUGCAUAGUUGUUGACAUAAUUCCUCCUGAUAAUUCACUACCGCCCUCGCCUCCACCCAAAAAGCAGAACAGGUUUAGGGCACUGCUAUUUAGGAAGAAGUCCCAUGAUGGUGCAAAUAAACUAUCUAAGAAGCUUUCAGCUGUAGGAAUUGUUGAAGAACUGUUUGAAGAAGGGUCAGCAAUGCUGGCUGAAAGACUGGGAAAUGAUGAACCUACCACACAAUCAACAUCUGGUCUUUUCACCUGCGCUGUAUGCCAAGUUGACCUUGCACCAAGUGAGGGCAUCUCUGUCCAUGCUGGUUCCAUCUUCUCCACCAGCUCAAAACCCUGGCAAGGACCUUUUCUUUGCGCUGAUUGUCGUAAUAAGAAGGAUGCCAUGGAAGGAAAACGCCCAAGUGGAGUUUAAGUGGCAUAAUUUCAUCAAUGCAACUCCUUUAUUCUUUCUCCCUGCAUUCUGAUUUUUUGUACCCCAAUCCCCAUAGGCUAGUCAAUUUAUUGAAUCUUACUAAAGUGCUACAUCAAUUGUAUAUGUAAUAUUGUAAUAUUAAAAAUAAUGUAAAAUAAGUUUUAGCGUUUAAA